UCUGAUCUAGACAUCCUUAAGAUCUAGAGAAUAAGCAUAGGGCCAAGUUAGAACAUCACUGGCGAGUUCCCCGAGUAUUCACCGUCGAUUGAGUCGCAGACAUCCUGGGAGGUUCCCGGUACAAUGUGGCGAGUCCAGAAUCCUGCCUGGAAACUCCUGUUAAGAUCUUUGCUGGAGAGAAUUGAGGACGCCUUGAAAUUGAAAGCUAAUGGCAGAGGCAUAACUGUUAGACGGACAUGCUUGAUUCUCUAUGGUGCUGGCAGUACGAUCCAGCAGACUACAAGUGCAUCGUGUGACACAUCCCUUCGUUUUGGAACGCUUGACAUCGCACUACCUUCUAAGCACGACGAUGUAUCUUUUGAGUUCUCGCAUGACGGAAAGUCUAGGAUUAUUUCUACCAAUGGGCUAUCUCGCUACGACUGCUCUGCUACUGCCUGGUUCUCAGAUGUCCAUAUGACGAGUUCCCCAAUCACCGCCGGACAUCGUUUUGUGCUACGAUACAGCCUCGAGCAUGUGACACCUGGACCAGUCCAUUUUCUCCUCACUGCCGAUCAAUCUAUGGCUUGCCUUCGACCCAUUUUGACUAGUUGGCUGAAGCAGCUUCCAAAGGUCACACAUCCUGUGCUGGGUCACAUAUUGGAGGAGUCUUUUGACGAUGAUGACUUGCGUGAUGGUAUUGAGUUGGAGGGUUAAGACGCCAAUGUGUGGAGCCAGCUUAAGCAAAUUGGUGAAGAGACAGGCAUUUAUGUUUGUCUUGCCAAUAUGCAGAGAGUCACUACCGGGGGAAAGCCGCACAAGGUAGCUGCCUAUGAGAAAGACUAUUCUGGUAACCGAUAUAAGCGCACUCACCAUAGUUCGUGCAGCAGC
This is a messenger RNA of Mollisia scopiformis, 867 nucleotides long. RefSeq lists its product as uncharacterized. The transcript has 3 exons. NCBI's taxonomy places the organism in Eukaryota, Fungi, Ascomycota, Leotiomycetes, Helotiales, Mollisiaceae. The record is from RefSeq and is a predicted model, not a curated record. The coding region runs from base 124 to 693 and encodes 189 amino acids.